AUGGAAGAUGCCAACGUCUUAGUUGACAUCACGGGAGGGAAUUUUAACAAGUACAACUGGACCUGUACAACGGACCAAGUCUCGUGCACUGUGGAAAAACUGAGCGAGGUUAUCGAAAGCUGCGAAGAUCAUAUUCAAUCCUACGUGAUCCCUUACACCUCCAACUACACCGACAAAAAGGCUUUAAAGUUUGCUUGCCAGAAUAACAACCUAUUCAAGCAGUGUAUCAACUCCAAGAUACCGGCAUCAUGCCUGAAGUAUGACAAACUCAUGGAAUCAGACGGACUCAAACAGUUAAUUAACGUAUACGAAGAUUACAGAUGGACAUGCAAGCUGGGAAUCACAUCAGGCUGCACUACCGAAAUUCUGACAGAGAAACUGAAGGAAUGUCGAGGAUUCAUCGACUUCGUUGUCAAACCGAAUGCGGCCUUAUCAUUUUCAAUGCAGGAUUCAUGUCUAGGCCUCCAGGACUACAGAACAUGCGUGUACACUGGCAUAAUGGAGUCAUGCGCUACCAACGCGACGCAAAUUGCCAAUAGCACUGCAGUGGAUCAAUACCUCUACCAGGUUAUGAACAAGCACGCAUCCGUGUGCCGUCAGGACACACAACCAGUUCCAGAAUGCAACGAGAAAGUUGUCACGGAAAAACUGAGGCGCUGCAAAGGGAUCAUUACCUGGCUUGUCCUGCCCAACAUGGAAAAACCGGACGAUGACGAACAGCAGCAGCUCGCAUGUGUCGCCGUGGCUGACUACCAAGCGUGCGUGGCAAAAUCUACCCGCCAGUUAUGCCCUAACACCAACAUCUACAGUGACGACACAAUGGACGAUCUCACGGGAGGCCUUUACACAAAGUAUAGCUCGACUUGCCGUCACAGGAAAAAGAGCACCACAACGUUAGCACCACCAGUCCAAGCGACAACUGUGCACAUAAGGAAGACACCGCACUGCUCUGAAAAGUCUGCAACAAAAGCACUCAUGGAAUGCAUGGGAUUUAUGCACGUGAAAGUCAUGCCCAACGCCGGCGCACGGCAAGAUCCCGAAAAGCUGAAAGUAGCCUGCAGGUCUAUGAAACACUACCAGCAAUGCGUUAAUGAAAAAAUACGAAUUUGUGCGAAUCACAGUGAGGUGACUGAAUCUCUUCUGAUAAAGUACUACACUGACGAGUUGUACCGAAAAUACGAAUGGACAUGUGAGCCUGCCACUCCCAAAGCCGUGUGUAACCCGUUUUUGGUUCUGGGGCCUCUGGAGAAUUGCUCCAAACAACUCAACGCGGCAGUCCAUGGGUUAUAUCCCGAGGAAGUCACUACAUGGAAGACAGACGAAGCCUGCACGGCCGUCUCGAUAUACCAGGACUGUGUGAAUUCGAAGUUGAACUUAAAGUGCGGCCUAAAAGUCUUGCCUCAAACGCCGCAUGUUUUGCACUACGUUCGGGACUUGUACAACAAAUACAACUGGACAUGUAAGACGGGUCAGGCUGAUAACUGCGAUGGCAACGAGGUCAUGGACUCCUUGACUGAGUGCCUCGGCUUCUUGAAUGUGCUGGUCCUCCCAUACAUAGCGAACUCAAGCAAGAAUGCGUCACUUGAAACGGCGUGCACGGGAUACCAAGAGUUCAAGUACUGCAUAUCGUCAGCCAUCAACGCAAAAUGCCCGCGCAGCCCGUACGCCCUGCGGCUGCCUCGUGUGCAGUACUUCACCCACGAUCUGGUGCAGAACUACAAGUGGACGUGCGACGCUGUUCAUCAGAAAAAACGACAAGCAUGCCGAAGCGAUGAGCUUGUAGCACAACUGGAGAAGUGCUAUGGCGACCACGUAAAAGCGAAAGUGAUCCCGAAUGCCGAUCCUGGAAGUGGGCUGGAAAAACUUCAACGCGCCUGCAGCGCACUCAACACGUACCAGGAAUGUGUAAACGAGGAAAUUACGGGCAGCUGCGCUGGAAACCAAGGUCAGGUGCUCCUACUAGAUGCAGUGAAGAAUUACACCUAUUCCGUGUACGAGGAAUACCAAUGGACUUGCGACAACCACCCUGAUUGCAACAAGAACAGUCUCUUGAAUGAACUCACCAGUUGCAAAGGAAUAAUGAUGACGAAAGUAAUACCAAAUGCCGUUAACAUAUCCGACGUAUCAAAGCUUAGUGAAGCAUGCCGGGGCACUCGCCUUUACCAGGACUGCGUCCGUCAGAAAAUGACCGCUAAGUGCUCUGCGGAAUCGCCAUUGUUCCUUCUUCCUGAGGUGGCCCACUUCUCCUUUGCGACGUACAACAAGUACAACUGGACUUGCUUCCGCAAACGAGAAGGACGAGCCAGCGAGAGUAUAAACAAGAUUGGAAUCGUCAAACAGCUCAAAGAAUGCUAUGGAUUUAUACUUUUCGGUGUCAAGCGGCCUUUUCGGAACAAUUUCAAAGAUAAAGCAAUGCGUGAAGCCUGCCUGAGCGUGAAGGACUAUCAGAAAUGCGUACGAGCGAAGCUCGAUCACUUCAGCAGCCAACACGUGUCACUGCCGGAUAGCCAAGAUGUGAAGUACUACUCUGCCCGCCUGUAUAGCAAAUACAACUGGACCUGUGACAGCUUGAGCGUUGGACUAAAAAGUCACCAGUGCAACGUCGACACGCUUGAGUCUGGCCUGAAACAAUGCAAAGGUCUUGCGGACUACGCAGUAGCUCAGGAAAAGAACAAAACCGACCUGAACAGCGUUUGCGAGUAUUACCUGGACCACCAAACAUGCGUAGAAAGCCAGCUUCAAGAAUGCCGGUUCUUCCCUUCAGUACUCAAGCUUUCACGCAUUCGAAGACACACAGGGCUUCUCAACGACAGUUACAAGAGCUACUGUUCUUUCUUAAUGCCAGAUAAGCCACAGUGUUCUUCUGGUACGCUGUCUGAGCUGUACGAACAGUGCCUUGGAUUCAUCAGUUAUGGAGUUGUUCCAAACUUGGGCUCCGACACUACCGAAUUAGACUUGCCUGCUGUUCAGAGGUACCUUGACAACUACAAGGGCUGCAUCCAAGAAGUGACAAAGCUGGCCUGUGGGAGCGCUGAGAUGUCGCAAGAAGUGCAGAUGUCCCUGGCAAAUCCUGUGCAGAUCGUCAAAAAGUACUCCCGUUUCAUUAGCACGAACAACUGUUCUGAAAGCAGUCUUAGCUCAGCAUUACGUGAAUGCGACGGAAUUUGGGACCUUGAUGUGGAGCCUCUCUUAAAAUACACUGACAACAGUGAUCUCAUACAAGCCUGCAGCUCAAUCGAAAUAUUUGGAAACUGUGUCAAGCAGAAAGUCAUUCCUUUAUGCGAAAAAAUGGAGGUUGCAUCUAGCCACCAAAGUGUCCACUCGUACCUUUCAAAUGCUCUUGACGUGUACAAGACGAUAUGUUCCAGGGAUCUGAAUGCAGUGAACGAAGCCAUGUGCAGCAAAACGGAACUCGUGGCAGCAUUCAGCGAAUGUGGAGGCAUAAUAGAGUACAGAGUUAUUCCUUUCGCCGAUGACCCAUAUGAUAAAGUGAAGCUCGGCAUCGCCUGCAGUGGCGUUCGCGAAUACAAAAGGUGCAUAUUUUCACGGCUUACUCCUGUGUGUGAAGACAAGGUUGUGCCCAUGAGUAAUGAGGUCACAAAAUACCUGAGGAAUUACUACAAUCUGUACGACUGGACGUGCAAUACGACCGAGCCUCAAAGCCACUGCGACAAAGAGGAACUGAAGAAAAAUCUGGCGAAAUGUGUGGGGCUCCUAAACAAGGAGUUUGACGUCUCCGUCAUGGGGCUAAACACCGAGUAUCUCUGCACUUUUCUAGAAGACUACAAGCUGUGCCUCAGCAUGCGAACCAGUCCUGAAUGUCGCAGAGACGACGCCGUCAUGCGGUCUCCGGAUAUCAUCUAUUAUACAACUGAGAUCAUAUCAAAAUUUAUGGGCCUAUGUAAUAUGAUUGACGUCAAAGAGUGCAACAAGAACACAAUUCUGGAAUCUGUUCACAAAUGCAAGGGACUCGUCGAUUACGCGCUGAUUGACAGCAUUCAAGACAGUGGAGACAUUGAUGCUAUGAAGCAAGCAUGCGGUGGACUUUUCAAUUACCGGCACUGCGUGCACUCUGAGAUCUUCAAGGUUUGUGACGCUUCUAGCCCUACCUUGCAAGACACAACCGUUCAACAGUACGCAGUAGGCGUACCAAGAAACUUAUCUUGGGUCUGCGACUUGAACACAAAACCUGAGGACUGCACUGUAAAGAACAUUCUGCCUUCGAUCUCAGAAUGUCAGGGCUUCAUCGAAGGCAUUGGAGAUCCUCACAACCUCCGAAAGUCUGAUUCAUUCGCUCUGAACAUAGCUUGCAGCUUUGUUCAGCAAUAUAGAGAAUGCAUCGACCUGAACAUUCGCUCUGUUUGCAAAGAGCCUAAAGUAUUGUCGGAAAUAUCAGAAAUUAGCUUUUACACGCAAGACUUAUACCACAAAUACUUGUGGACCUGUGAACGAAAGAAAACAGGUACACUUUGUAACAUUGACGACCUGACCGUCCACCUGAAGCAGUGCGAAGUGUUCCUAAUACCUGGAGUCGUUCCAUAUGUUGACAACACAUUCGAAACGCUCAAGUACAGCUACGUUUGCGAGAGCUUUGCUGCGUAUUCCAAAUGUAUACAAAAAAUGAAGUCAACCAUCUGCGGGAGUAAAGACAUCACUGCGUCACCAGAAAUUAAGAUGUUGCUAUACAAUAAGGUAAAUGAAUAUAGGUGGUACUGCAGCUCCAAGAAAAUUGGAAAUGGUGACUGCAACGAAGAGCACCUUGAAGAUGAGCUCAAGCACUGCUUGGGCUUCGUGAAAACUGUUGUGAGGCCUAAAGUUCUGGGAGCAUACAACGCUUCUGACACGAAAAUGGCAUGUUCUGCACUUGAGGACUACAAGUAUUGUGUGAUUUCGAAAAUAAGCAAACAUUGUGGUUACGAUACCACGGUCGUGCAAAAGCCAUCAAUUAGGAAGUACCUGUUCGACUUGUACGACAAGCACAAGUGGAUAUGCCAGGAGCAUAUCGUUACUGAUUGCACCGCGAGGCACGUUAUGGCACACGCAAAAAGUUGCGAACUGCAUUUAAAUUUCACAUCAUCAUCUCCGCUCGCAGCGAGGGAUCCAGACAGCAGUACAGUGGUCUGCAGAGGUUUGCACCAAUACCAUUCUUGCUUUAAAAGAAGCUACUUGGCACUUUGUGGCCGGGCAAAAACCGUACAUCUUUGGAAUACUAUAACAUCUAUGGCCUCGAAGCGAGCAAAACCUACGCACGAGGCCUGCUUGAAACAUAAGGACCCUAUAAAUAUAGAUUCGUGCAACACAAAAGUUCUCGCAGAAAGAUCGCGAAGGUGUCAAGGCAUCGUUGACACCAACCUAAUUCCAAAUAUCCGCAAAAAGAACAACAGCCCUAAGAUAAACGAGGCAUGCAGUGCAUACAAGCAGUUUCAGCACUGUCUCCGCCAAAACCUUGGCCACUGCAACAUCUCAAUUGCCCCCAAUAAAGACAUCCUGGAAAACUACAAGUGGGUCUGUUCCGAGGCAUUCAACCACAGUGCGACAGCUACGUGCAAUGAAACCGAACUUCUGAGCGAGAUACAAGGCUGUCUCGGCAUCAUGUAUUUUAUUGUGAUCCCUAAUGCUGGGCAAAAAAGUAAGCCAGCGAUUGCAAAAGCCUGCGAGGGCCUCAAGCAUUACCAGAAUUGUGUCCUCAGCAAAACGUCGCGCGUAUGCGCCACCAAGGUACUUGUACGAUCAACUAAGGUGAGACGGCUGACGCGUCACAUCAUGAAAAAGUUCAGCUGGACCUGCUCGUUGAGUGGUCAAGAUCAGAACUGCAAAACGCACAGUAUUGUGGAUCACCUCAAAACGUGCCUCGGGUUUAUUGACUUGGCCGUCGCACCGAACAUAUUUUAUCCCGAAGACAAGGCGAAAAUGCAGAUGGCUUGUAGCGGCCUUGAGGACUAUCAAGACUGUGUGGACAGCAAGAUAUAUGAAAUGUGUCCCCCGCUUAACAAAUACCUCAAACGAAAAGAUGUCAAGCUUUUCACGGAAUUUCUUCCAAGCAAGUACAGCUGGGUCUGCCACACAAGCUACUCGCAUCAGUGCACUCUUCGAAACCUCAUGGAGAACCUGAAGAUCUGCCGUGGACUUGUAACAAGUGUGUUGUUCGCCAAACUGGAUAGCGGGAAGCUCGUGGGCGACAACCGUCCAAUGGCGUGCAGUGCCUUGCAGUCAUUCGAGCUCUGUGUCACGGUGCAAAUAGGAAGGAUAUGCAGUCCCGACGACCUGGUUCUGCACCAUCACGACAUAAGAGCGGCUACAACCGAAAUGCUCGACGCAUACGGAUGGGUUUGCAAUGACACCAGUUCCGUGGACUCCACUUUCGUGGACACUGCUCUUGUAUUCCGAAAGAGUGGCUGCGAGGACGAUCUAUUGAGAGACCGGCUCACGCAUUGCCGAGAACUGUUCAACAAAACUGCUCCAGCAGAACUUGCCACCGAUAAAUUUCACGCCGGAGAUAUCGAACUGACCUGCAAGGCAGUGAAGUCGUAUGAGCAGUGCACACGAGCUGCUCAGCUUGAGCUCUGUUCUAAGACGGGAGAGAAUGCCAUUAUUUCAGAGUAUUCUAGAGACCUUUACAAGGAGUACAACUGGACGUGUAACUUGGCUUCAGAUGCUCUGUGCGACGAGUCGUUCCUGCUGAAGUCUAUACCAGCAUGUCUUGCCGUCCUCAAGAAUGAAGUCAUUGAGCACGUUGGUAGCAUAUCAAACGCCAAGGCACAGAAAAUGGCAUGCGAGGGAUACAAGCGGUACCAAAGCUGCGUUAAGUAUAUAGUUGACUCGAGCUGUCAGAACAUCGAUAUCGUCAACACGGCAAGCCACGUAGGAAUUAUGGCAUUCUUGACAAGAAGGCUUGCUUCGAGCUUUCAGUGGGCGUGCAAUGGGUUUCACUGCAGCAGCCCUGCGGUAACUACAAGCAUUCGAGAAUGUGUGCGCAGUCUAGAAGAACUUUCGAAUUCCUUCACCAGAAACGACAGAGUUAAUCCUUGCGAGAAAGUUACGGCAUAUAGAGAGUGCAUCCUGAAGAAAAUGGACCUGCCCUGUAGGCUGAAUCAUCACCUUUUGGAGUCGAAGGAACUGGAACAUUACACAGACGUUUUGUACAACGCCUUUGACGGAUUCUGCAGCGGAGUUCAGUCAGAGUGCAACAAAGAGGAAAUGUUGCAGUCCUUGUACAAAUGCGAAGAAAUUAUCCUCAAGCAAGUUCAGCCGCACACAACAGACAGGGGCAACGCCUAUGAAAGCCGAUUGGCGUGCAGAGGCCUUCACGAGUACAAGUGGUGUGUAUCGAACGUCAAAACAAUGUUUCACUGCAAGAGCGAUGACGAAUUUGACACUGAAGGGGACGUUGACAAGCUAGUUGUUGCCAUCGAGGAAAAGUACAACUGGACGUGCGAACAGGACGCAAAAACGUGCAAUGCUCCUAAAUUCAAGUCCCACCUCAAGUCAUGCUUCUCUAUUCUGGCAACGGAUGUACUUCCGCACAUCUUAGAUUACGAUAACGCCAGCGGGAUGGACCUAGCUUGUCGAGGUGUGCACCAGUACCAGGUCUGCGUGAGCAAGAAGCUGUACAGUCUUUGCAAACAAGACAAGCCGGUAUACUCAAAUGAGAUGCUGUACUUUAGAGACAAGGUAACGAGCUUGUUAUCCUGGACAUGCAGCUGGACGUCUCCUAGGGGACGCUGCGAUGUCCACGGCAUGCUUCAAAAGAUGGCCCUUUGUGCGUCUGAACUCGAACAAGCAGGCAUUCCCACUGGUCCAGCUAACAACAGCAUCAGUGAAAAAAUGGCGGGCUGCAGAGCUUUCACAACGUACAAGACAUGCCUGUCCGGCACAAUCCCUGAGACGUGCAACAAAGAGACGAACCUAAUGGAAAGCAAGGCUGUUCACCACUUUACAGUCGACAUUCCCAACAAAUACGCGCGCUACUGCGAUUACAAAGAUGGCAACGUGGAAAUUGCCAGACAGCUGUCACGAUGUGACGAGGAGUCUUUGAGGAUGCGGUAUAUUGAAUGCAGUCAAAUUAUUUCUACGGAAGUGAUACCGUACACUGAUGAACCAAGUGAUUCGCCACUGCUCAACGAUGCAUGCAAGGCGAUGAGGAAGUACCAGAACUGCAUCGCGAAGAUUCCUACGCAAGAUUGUUCAAACGGUCUUAAGAUCCCAUUUUCUGAAGAAUCCCGGUACUAUGUGUCAGUGCUCAAGAAAAAGUACGAGUGGGUGUGCAAUGGCAAUGGCGAUUACAUGUGCAACCCCGAAAUAUUACUUCUCUAUUUGUCCAAGUGCGAAGCAACGUUUAUGAAAUCGCACGUUAAUGACUACGUCGACGUCGACGUACUUGGUGUCACAGACUGCAGGGAAGUCCAAAACUACCAAUGGUGCUUGAGAAAUUCAAUAUUUGAGUCAGACUGCGAGUAUUACCAAAACAUACUGACAUCACCCGAAGUCCUCUACUUCACGGACAAACUUCUCAGACCGUAUACCAAGAGCUGCCACAUGAACCUAGAUUGCCAGAUUGGUACAUUGUACAGUCAGUUGUCGGAAUGCACACCAAUUAUAAAAGUUAAGGUCCUGCCGUUCGUCCAGCGAGGCUGGGUGCAGAACCCCAUCACUGCUUGCGGUGGCACCAGGGAAUACCAGAAGUGCUUCAGGCAAGCGAUGCAAAAAACAACCUGUGACAGGAAUACGGCACUGUUUAAGCUGGCAGAAGUGCAAUACUACAGGAGCUUUCUCUUCAACGCUUACAAUUGGACCUGCUUCGAGCAUGCGGCGCCCGUUGGCUCAUGCGACAAAAAUCUAGUGCUGCGAGAUUUGCAAAAGUGCGAAGGAUCUAUAUUCCAAAAUACGACAUCUAAAAAGCCAAUUUCUUGCAGCUCUCUCUCCAUGGCUAACUUUCUGAACUGCGUGGAUAAAACCAACAUGAAGCUGGCCUGUAGUGCUGACCCGGAGAAAGUCUCAGGCAUUGCGAAACAAGCGCGAGAAAUUCUGCUCGACUACCGCGCAGCUUGUGGCUUUGACCACACUGCGACCUCCCUCGGCAACAAAUUUCUGUUGAACGAGUUUGAACGGUGUCAACUCAUGUUAAAAAAGUCUGAUCGCUUGCUCAAGUCGGCUCAGAUCCGUGAAACGAAAGUACUUGAUGCGUGCCGGUCUCUGCAGCUGUUUUCUCUAUGCACCGAAUCUGCUGUUAUACUCGGCAAGAACGUUGACAGCCCACAUGCAGCAGAAGUCCGCAACGCAUCGGAAGCAAUGGCUAGUAGCUAUGAGCUGAAAUGUGCGCCGAACGAGUGCAACCGGAACCAAGUUGUAGACGAUUUGCUGCGUUGCUUUCACUCAAGCGCUGUUUUCUCCAACUGCAGUGCGACGCUGAAGACCAACGCCACCACUCUGGCCGAGCCAUGCAUGACGGAGGUGUUCAGGGGCCAUGCCUGCGCCAGAAAAGUCGAUGUGGUCUAUGUCGCGCGAGAAGUGUUGUUGGCCAAGGUGGAAGCGCACAAACGUGACUGUAACAUGCUUAGAUCCCAGUACCGUCACUGCAGCCAUACGGAGUUUUCGAACUUCCUGCAGAAAUGCUACGAAACCUUUUUGAGAGAAGUUACCGGCAAGUCUAUAGCCACGCCCAAGUUCUGCAGAAUGUACCACAAGUACGCAAGCUGCGUCGACGAAGCGAGUGCUGAGACAUCCUGCUUCAAUGCGACCACGAUGCAAGCCCCGUACGAAGUCAGCCUGCGCAAUUUCACCUCAAAGUACGCGCAGGUCUGCACGCAGUACAUUCGCAGCAUGGAACACAACGACUCGUCGUCUACCGGGCAUCGCAAGGACAUCCAAGCCAAGCAUGCCUCUUCGGAUGGCGAGGCUUUCACUUCUAGCAAAUCGUCCUGGACUGUGGUCGUCUUCUGCCUGGCCAUGAUUAUGACCCCUUUUCUGUUGUCACCAUUCACAUUCCGAAACUUCACGUGAAACUUGUGCUUAGUGUUUGUGUGUGUGCGCAGUAAAACAUGUGUACAGUUUAA
Molecule: messenger RNA, 10052 nt
Organism: Dermacentor andersoni
Lineage: Eukaryota; Metazoa; Arthropoda; Arachnida; Ixodida; Ixodidae
Source: RefSeq, a predicted model, not a curated record